This is a messenger RNA of Physeter macrocephalus (sperm whale), 614 nucleotides long. It is a transcript of the gene RHEX, whose product is annotated as regulator of hemoglobinization and erythroid cell expansion. The record is from RefSeq and is a predicted model, not a curated record. Gene Ontology annotation, cellular component: plasma membrane. NCBI's taxonomy places the organism in Eukaryota, Metazoa, Chordata, Mammalia, Artiodactyla, Physeteridae.
CACGAGGUACCCCCAGUGGUUCCAUCCACGUCUCUUCCUGCUGCCCCUGAGAGAGCCCAAGCCCCUCUCGCGACCUGCGACGGCCCUGCGAGGAACUCGUCAUGCUGACGGAAGAAAUGAAGGUCUGGCACGGAGUAGUGAUCGCAGUGGUGUCUCUGGUACUGCAGGCCUGCCUCCUCGCAGCCGUCAACUACCUGCUCAGCAGGCACAUGGCCAAGGAGAAUGAGCGGAUACUGAAGAGGGCCAGGCUUCAGGUCCCCAGGGCCAGCCCUGCCCACUACUGCCCACCUGCUGCCAAGGAGAUGAAGGAGACUCGGGCAGAGAGAGGCACCCCUGUGCCUGAGCCCCGUUACUCGCAUGACAGUGACAUGUCCUCAGACAGCUCCAACAGCUUGGAUGGCUCACCUCCCACCCACCAGGCCACCAAGGAUGUGAACUACACACAAGUGGUCUUUUCAGCUCCCGGAGGACGAAGAAAUGACUCUGUCCCGGACUAUGAGAACGUAAAGGAAGCCACAGAUUACGUCAAUGUCAACCCAGAAAGCCACAAGCCCUGGACUUUUGUAAACCCUGGUGUCUUUGAGCCAGUGGAACACACCCAAGUGGCCAUGUGA